AAAAAAUUUCUUUUUUUUCUCAUAUUCUUUAAUUUAAUUAUAAAAUACUUCUAGCUGAUUCUUAUCGUCCUGGUUUGUCUCCAUAUUCAAGUCGAGCAGGUGCAACUAAUCAAAAAUCUACAAAACCUAAAGUGAUUAUAGCUGAUCUUCAAGAACAAAGUCUACGAGGAAUAUGUCUUUGUUUUUUGCGUAAUUCAAAAAAAACUGUUAUUACAGGGCAAAAUAUUGUUAAUGAAGUUUUUUUCUAUACAUUUGAAUGUAAUACUGAACCAUUACUUCAAGCAUUAAGUCGAUCAAUAGCUGAUAUAUAUUUACCAUAUCUUCAAAUAUCAGAAACAACUUGGGGAAAACUUUCUGGUUCAGAUAAUAAUCAAAUGAUAAAAGUUGAUUUUAUUAGUCGAUUAAAUAAUUUUGUUGCUACACUUAAUAGUGCACAAGAAAGUAUUAAUGAAAGAAUUUUACUAAAACCAUGUGAUAAAGUUGAUUUAACACAAAUACAAAAUGCAGCUGAUUAUGUAUCAAUAGCAUCAAAUAAUGAAAGUCUUGCAUCAAUUGAAGAAACAAUGAAAAUAUGGAUUAAACAAAUGGAACAAGUUUUAGCAGAAAGUGAACAAAUUCGUCGUGAAGCAGAUAAUAUUGGUCCACGAGCUGAACUUGAAUAUUGGAAAAAACGUAUGACAAAAUUUAACUUUUUACUUGAUCAAAUAAAAGGACAAGAUGUUAAAGCUGUUUUAACAAUUUUACAAACUGCUAAAUCAAAACUUAUUCAACAAUGGAAAUUACUUGAUGGAAAAAUUACAGAUGCAGCAAAUGAAGCAAAAGAUAAUGUACGAUAUUUAUAUACAUUAGAAAAAUUUUGUGAACCAUUAUAUAAUUCUGAUCCAGUUGGAAUGUUAGAAUGUAUUCCAGGUUUAAUUAAUGCUGUACGAAUGAUUCAUUCAAUUUCACGAUAUUAUAAUACAUCAGAACGCAUGACAUCACUAUUUGUUAAAAUAACAAAUCAAAUGAUAACAACAUCAAAAAUGUAUAUCACUGAUAAUUAUACACAAACAAUAUGGUCUCAAGAUCAAUCACAUGUUAUAUCAAAAUUACGUGAUUGUAUUAAAUUAAAUGAUGAAUAUCAACGUUGUUUUCAAUCAACAAAAAAUAAAUUAGCAUCAAAUCCAGCUGAACGUCCAUUUGAUUUUAGUGAAAUGUAUAUAUUUGGAAAAUUUGAUUCAUUUGUACGACGUUGUGAAAAAAUUAUUGAUAUGUUUGCAACAAUAAAUAUGUAUUCACAUUUAGCUGAUUCAAAAAUUGAAGGUAUAUCACCAUUUUAUUCAAAAUUUAAUAUGAUUGUAACAUCAAUGAAGAAAAAAGAUUAUGAUUUUUUGGAUCAACGUAAACAAGAAGUUGAUAGUGAUUUAGAUGAUUUUCGUCGUUCAAUAGCAGAUCUUCAUAGUAAUAUAAAUGAAUUUCUUGAUAAAUAUUUUAAUUCUAUACGUAAUACUGAACGAUCAUUAACAGCAUUAAAACGUUUUGAAAAAUUACAAUUACCAAAUAUUGGUUUAAAUGAAAAAUAUGCAAAAAUUUUACAACAAUAUUCAAAAGAUUUAGAUGCAGUUGCAAAAAUUUAUCAAAAAAAUUCAAAAGAUCCAUUGAUUUCAAGAGAUUUACCACCAACAGCUGGUCGAAUCAUGUGGGCUCGUCAAUUGUAUAAACGUAUUCAACAACCGAUGGAUAUUUUUAUUGCAAAUAAAACAAUUCUUCAAUAUCCUGAAGCAAAAAAAAUUAUAAAAAAUUAUAAUCAACUCUCUAAAGUUCUUUUAUCAUAUGAACUUCUAUAUCAUCGUGGAUGGCUUCGUCAAGUUGAUGUUGUUGCAACUGGUAUUCAUUCAAGUCUACUAAUACGUGUUAAUCGUGAUGAUCUUCUAUCGGCUGCAUCAACACUUCCAGGCAUAUCAUCUAUUGUAACAUCAACAUCACAAACAAAUCCUGAAUAUUUAGUUAAUUUUGAUCCAAAUAUACUUGAAUUAAUACGAGAAACUCAAUGUUUAGCACGUUUAGGUUUAGAAAUUCCAAAAGAAGCUGCUAUAUUAGCACAACGUGAAGAUUAUCUUAAAAAACAUUAUCAAGAUUUAACACAAUUAGUCGAAAAAAAUAAACGUUUAAGAGAAAAAAUUAAACAACCAUUUGAAGCAUUAUUAGCACCAAAGAUUCAUCGUUUAAAUGAUAUUAUUAAACCUGGUUUAACAUCUUUAACAUGGGCAUCAUUAACUAUUGAUGAUUUUAUAAAUUCAGUUAAUUCAGCAUUAGAUGAAUUUGAUUUAAUGUUAGAUCGUGCAUAUGAUCUUAUAGCAUAUCGUAUUGAUGCUGUACUUGAUGAAAUAGCAACAAUGUCUCUUUGUGAUUUACCUGAAGAUGAACCAAUAACACCUGAUCAAUUUUUACAACAUACUCAAAAUUUAUGUAAUCUUGCAUCAAAACAAAUUCAAUUGAAAUCUCAUAAUGUUGAAGAUGCUGUACUUGAAGUUAUUGAUCUCUUAUGUGGAGAUAUAAUUGGUACAAGUCUCCAUGGUGAUGGACAAGGACAAUAUUCAAAUAUUGCUUUAGAUCUUGAUGAUGAAGAAUCUGAUGAUGAAACAACAACUGUUCAUGAUCAAAAUACACUUAAAUCAGCUCGAACUAGUCGACAACCAUCAAGUACAACAAAUCGAACACGACAAAUAUCAUCAGGAAAAUCAUCUAAAGGAAGAGCUAAAUCAUCAAUUAUGUUAGGAACAACAUCACGUCGUAAACGUGAACAACAAAGUGAAAAUUUACAAGUUGCUAUUACAGAAUUAAUAAAUCAUUUUAGUCAUCGAAAUCUUGAUGCUAUUAUACGUGUUAUUAAAAUGACUUUAGAAAAAUUAAGAAAACGUAUUACAUCAACACUUAGUUAUAGUCGAAAUCAUCAAGAAGCACCAGUAUUUAAAGUUUUUGCUGAAUUAGCUAUUCCAAAUGUAGCUAUUCAACCACCAGCUGAUGAAGUACAAAUUUAUUUAAAUAAAGCUGUACAAACAAUUGUAUCUGUUGCAAAAACUAUUUCACAAUGGGAUAAAAAUAGAAAAAGAACAAUAUUAUUAUCCCUGAAUAUAAUGAAAGUAUUAGUUUCUAUUGGAAUAUUAAAAUCAACAAGUCAAGAUUUUUCUUUAUUGAGAAAUAUAAAUAGACAACAAAGAAAACGUAGUAGUAAACAUGAUAUACCACUUGAUACACAAAUUGGUGAUAGUGAAUCACAUCUCGCAAUAAAUCCUAUAGCAGAUCAUGAAGAAGAAAAUAAUCCAAUCACACCAGGUUCAGCAUUAGCCGGCGCUAAUUUGGAAACAUCUGCAAGAGAUGUAUUUCAUCAAGGAUCAUCUGCUACUACUGAUGCUGGUACAACUAGUCGAUUACGAGGCCAUGAACAAACUAAUACAGAUCAACAACAUUCUCGAGUACAAUUUACUCCAGCAAAUAAUUAUUUUAAAAAUGUAUCUGAAAAUAAAGAUGUUGCUAAAUUAGUUGCACUAUUAGCUACAUGUAUUAAUGCAACGAAAAAAGAUAUAACAACAGCAUUAGAAAUAUUUACACGAUUUAAUACUUUAUGGCAACGAGAUCGUGAUGAAGAAUUAAAAGAUUUUCUAGCACAAGAACCACGUGUAUCAGAAUUUGAAGCUAAAAUUAAAUUUUAUGAAAAUUUAGCAUCAGAUAUUAAUUCUCAACCAGAAUCUAUACCUGUUGGUCCAUUAGCUAUUUUUACUGAACAUUUAAAAUUUGCUCUUAAUCAAGAAGUACGUGAUUGGAUAGUUCGUUAUGGUCAAGCAUGUAAUGCAAAAUAUCGUAAAGAAAUGAAUGAAGUUAGCACAUUCAUUGAAGAUAUUGAAAAACGUUUAUCACGUCCAAUCAAUGAUUUAGAAGAUAUUCGUUUAAUUAUGAUUGCAAUUAAAGAUUUACGUGAUAAUGAAAUUCGUAUUGAUAUGAGUAUAGCACCAAUUGAAGAAUCAUACACAAUGUUACAAACUCAUGGUCUUAAUGUUUCAAGAGAAGAAAGUGAUCGAGCUGAAUCAAUUAAAUUAAAUUGGGAAAAACUUCAACGUCAUGGUAGUGAAGUAACAUCAUAUUUACUUAAAAUUCAACCAACAAAACGAUCAGAAUUAUUAGAAAAUGUUAAAAUAUUUAUUGAAGAAUGUGAAAAAUUUUAUGGUGAUUAUGAAAAAGGUGGACCAACAUUACCUGAUUUAACACCACGUGAAUCAAGUGAUAGACAAAUAUUAUUUCAAAGUCGUGUAGAAAAUUUAUAUAAAAAAUAUGAAACAUAUCAUGGUGGUGAAUUAUUAUUUGGUUUAUCAAUAACUGAAUUUCCACAAUUAGAAAAAAUUAAAAAAGAUUUAACAUUAUUACAACGUCUUUAUGGUUUAUAUAAUAAAGUUUUAGAUACUGUUGCAAGUUAUUAUGAUAUAGCAUGGGUUGAUGUUAAUAUUGAUAAAAUAAAUCAAGAAUUAUCUGAUUUUCAAACAGCUUGUAGAAAAUUACCUAAAGGUUUAAGAGAAUUUCCAGCAUUUCAUGCAUUAAAAAAAACAAUUGAUGAUUUUAGUGAAUGUUGUCCUUUAUUAGAAAUGAUGUCAAAUCGAGCUAUGCAAAAUCGUCAUUGGCAACGAAUAGCUGAAGUAACUGGUGUACAUAAUUUAGAUGUUGAAGCUGAUGAUUUUCGUUUGAGAAAUGUUAUGGAUUUACCAUUACUUCAAUUUAAAGAAGAUAUUGAAGAUAUUUGUAUUGCAGCUGUUAAAGAACGAGAUAUUGAAGGAAAACUUAAACAAGUUGAAUCAGAUUGGAAAACACAAGAAUUUAAUUUUGCUCAAUUUAAAACACGUGGUGAAUUAUUACUUAAAGGUGAUCGAAUUCAAGAAGUUAUUAGUCUAUUAGAAGAUUCUCUUAUGUUACUUGGUUCAUUAAUGUCAAAUAGAUAUAAUGUUCCAUUUCGAAAACAAAUUCAAAAAUGGGUUAAAGAUUUAACUGAUACAAAUGAAAUUAUUGAAAAUUGGAUGCGUGUACAAAAUUUAUGGGUUUAUUUAGAAGCUGUUUUUGUUGGUGGUGAUAUUGCUAAACAAUUACCACAAGAAGCUAAACGUUUUUCAUCUAUUGAUAAAUCUUGGCUUAAAAUAAUGUCUAAAGCACAUGAACAACCAGCUGUUGUACCAUGUUGUACAACAGAUGAAACAUUAAAACAAUUAUUACCACAUCUUCUUGAACAACUUGAAUUAUGUCAAAAAUCUUUAACUGGUUAUUUAGAACGAAAACGUCUUUUAUUUCCACGUUUCUUUUUUGUUUCUGAUCCAGCAUUAUUAGAAAUUUUAGGUCAAGCUAGUGAUCCACAUACAAUUAAAGCACAUUUAUUAAGUGUUUUUGAUAAUAUAAAAACAGUACGAUUUCAUGAAAAAGAAUAUGAUAAAAUUUUAACAAUUGAAUCAUCUGAAGGUGAAACAAUUGAACUUGAAAAACCUGUUAAAGCUGAAGGUAAUGUUGAAAUAUGGUUAAUGUCACUUCUUAAAGAAUCACAACGAUCAUUACAUGGUGUUAUUCGUCAAGCUCAUCAUGCUUUAUCAGAUCCAUCAUCAUUUAAUCUUAUUGAAUUUCUUAAUACAUAUCCAGCACAAGUUGGUCUAUUAGGUAUACAAUUAAUAUGGACACGUGAUGCAACAGAAGCAUUACGUCAUGCUAAAGUUGAUAGAAAUAUAAUGAAACAAACAGCUAAAGUAUUUAGUGAUUUACUUGAUUUAUUAAUUGAUCAAACAACAAAAGAUUUAACACGUGUUGAACGUACAAAAUAUGAAACAUUAAUAACAAUACAUGUACAUCAAAAAGAUAUAUUUGAUGAAAUUGUUCAAACAAAUGUUCGAUCAAUAACUGAUUUUGAUUGGCUUAAACAAACAAGAUUUUAUUUUGUUGAAGAAUUAGAUAAAGUACAAAUAUCAAUAACAGAUGUUGAUUUUACUUAUACGAAUGAAUUUCUUGGUUGUACGGAACGUUUAGUUAUUACACCAUUAACUGAUCGAUGUUAUAUUACAUUAGCACAAGCAUUACAUAUGAGUAUGGGUGGAGCACCUGCUGGACCAGCUGGAACAGGAAAAACUGAAACAGUUAAAGAUAUGGGACGAUGUCUUGGAAAAUAUGUUGUUGUAUUUAAUUGUUCUGAUCAAAUGGAUUUUCGUGGUUUAGGUCGUAUAUUUAAAGGUUUAGCUCAAUCAGGUUCAUUUGGUUGUUUUGAUGAAUUUAAUCGUAUUGAUUUACCUGUACUUUCUGUUGCUGCACAACAAAUAGCUAUUGUUCUUGCUUGUAAAAAAGAAAAGAAACGUCAAUUUAUAUUUACAGAUGGUGAUCUAGUUGAAAUGAAUUUGGAAUUUGGUAUAUUUUUAACAAUGAAUCCAGGUUAUGCUGGUCGACAAGAAUUACCUGAAAAUUUAAAAAUUAAUUUUCGUUCUGUUGCUAUGAUGGUACCUGAUCGUUUACCAAUUAUUCGUGUUAAAAUGGCUGCAUGUGGUUUUAGAGAAAAUGUUCCUUUAGCAAAAAAAUUUUAUACACUUUAUAAAUUAUGUGAAGAACAACUUAGUAAACAAGUUCAUUAUGAUUUUGGUUUACGAAAUAUUUUAUCUGUAUUACGAACACUUGGUGCUGUUAAACGUGCAAAUAAAGAUGAUUUAGAAAAAACAAUUGUUAUGCGAGUACUUCGUGAUAUGAAUUUAUCAAAAUUAGUUGAUGAAGAUGAACCAUUAUUUAUCUCACUUAUUAAUGAUCUUUUUCCAAAUAUAAAAUUAGAAAAAGAAACAUAUGUUGAAUUAGAAGCAGCUAUUGAUAAAGAAGCUCAAGCUGCUGGCCUUAUAUGUCAUCCACCAUGGAUAUUAAAAAUAAUUCAAUUAUUUGAAACUCAACGUGUUCGUCAUGGAAUGAUGACAUUAGGACCAUCAGGUGUUGGUAAAACAUGUUGUAUUCAUGCAUUAAUGAAAGCAAUGACAAUAUGUGGUGAACCACAUCGUGAAAUGCGUAUGAAUCCAAAAGCAAUAACAGCACCACAAAUGUUUGGUCGAUUAGAUGCAGCAACAAAUGAUUGGACAGAUGGAAUAUUUUCAACAUUAUGGAGACGAACAUUACGUACAAAAAAAGGUGAAUUUGUUUGGCUUGUUUUAGAUGGUCCUGUUGAUGCUAUUUGGAUUGAAAAUUUAAAUUCCGUAUUAGAUGAUAAUAAAACAUUAACAUUAGCUAAUGGUGAUCGAAUACCAAUGGCACCAAAUUGUAAAAUUAUUUUUGAAGUACAUAAUAUUGAUAAUGCAUCACCAGCUACUGUUAGUAGAAAUGGUAUGGUUUAUAUGAGCAGUUCUGGUUUAGAUUGGCGACCAUUAAUUCAAGGUUGGAUAAAACGUGAACGAUCAUUGAGUGAUGGUGAAGUUUUAAUGCGUUUAUUUGAAACAUCAUUUCCAUUUAUUUAUCGACAUUUUUCACUUCAUCUUAAAUCAAAAAUGCCUGUACUUGAAUGUAUGAUUGUUACUCAGGCAUGUAAAUUAUUAAAUGGUUUAUUACCAUUAAAAGAAGCUAAAGAUCAAUUAACACCACAACAUAUUGAACGUUUAUAUGUAUUUGCAAUAAUGUGGUCAGUUGGUGCUUUUCUUGAAUUAGAUGAUCGUGCACGUUUACAAGAUUAUAUAUUAAAUGCUACUGAUUUUCGUUUGGAUACACCAAAAUUAUCCGAAGGUAGUGAAGAUACAAUAUUUGAUUAUUUUGUUCAUGAAAAAACUGGUGCAUGGACACAUUGGAAUAAUGUUGUUACGGAAUAUAUUUAUCCAAAAGAUCAUGAUCCAGAAUAUGCAUCUAUACUUGUACCUAAUGUUGAUAAUGUUCGAACAGAUUUUCUUAUUCAUACAAUUGCAAAACAACAUAAACCUGUUCUUCUUAUUGGUGAACAAGGUACAGCUAAAACUGUUAUUAUACAAUCAUAUAUGAGUAGAUAUAAUGCUGAAGAACAUUCACAAAAAACAGUUAAUUUUUCAUCGGCUACAACACCGAAUAUGGUUCAAAGAAUAAUUGAAUCCUAUGUUGAUAAACGUGUUGGAACUACAUAUGGUCCACCAGCUGGUAAAAAGAUGACUGUAUUUAUUGAUGAUAUUAAUAUGCCAACAAUAAAUGAAUGGGGUGAUCAAAUAACAAAUGAAAUUGUUCGUCAAUUAGUUGAACAAGGUGGUUUUUAUUCAUUAGAAAAACCAGGUGAAUUUACAACUAUUGUUGAUAUACAAUUACUUGCUGCUAUGAUACAUCCUGGUGGUGGUAGAAAUGAUAUUCCACAACGUUUGAAACGACAAUUUUGUACAUUUAAUUGUACAUUACCAUCAAAUGUAUCUAUUGAUAAAAUAUUUUCUGUUAUUGCAACAGGACAUUAUGCUAAAGAACGUGGAUUUACAGAUGAAGUACGUUCACUUAUUGACAGACUUGUACCAGCUACAAGACGUUUAUGGCAAUUAACAAAAGUUAAAAUGUUACCAACACCAGCAAAGUUUCAUUAUGUUUUCAAUUUACGUGAUCUUUCACGUAUAUGGCAAGGAAUGAUUAAUACUAUACCACAAGUUGUUAAUAAUGAAAAAACUUUAAUUCAUUUAUGGAAACAUGAAUGUUCGCGAGUUAUAUGUGAUAGAUUUGUGGCUGAAGACGAUAUACUCUGGUUUGAAAAAACACUUCGACGUUUAACAGAAGAAGAAUUAGGACCAACAUUAGGUGCCUAUAUGCAACAAACUAAAUAUUUUGUCGAUUUUCUCAGAGAUGCUCCUGAACCAACAGGUGAAGAAGCAGAAGAUGCUGAUUUAGAGGCACCAAAGAUUUAUGAACCAAUACCUUCAUUUGAAGCUCUUGAAGAACGUUUAAAAAUGUAUUUAGCACAAUAUAAUGAAAGUAUUCGUGGUUCAGGAAUGGAUUUAGUCUUUUUUAAAGAUGCAAUGGCACAUUUAGUUAAAAUUUCUCGUAUAAUUCGAACACCACGUGGUAAUGCAUUAUUAGUUGGUGUUGGUGGUAGUGGUAAACAAUCAUUAACAAAAUUAGCAUCCUUUAUUGCUGGUUAUAAAACAUUUCAAAUAACAUUAACACGUGCAUAUAAUACAAAUAAUUUAUUAGAAGAUUUAAAAACACUUUAUCGUAUUGCUGGAAAAGAAGGAAAAGGCAUAACAUUUAUAUUUUCUGAUCAAGAUAUUAAAGAUGAAUCAUUUCUUGAAUAUAUUAAUAAUGUACUUUCAUCAGGAGUGGUUCCAGGAAUGUUUCCUAGAGAUGAAAUGGAUGAAAUAUGUCAAGAAUUAGUACCUAUUAUGAAAAAACAAUAUCCAAGACGACCACCAACAAAUGAAAAUUUAUAUGAUUAUUUUCUAUCUCGUGUUCGACAAAAUUUACAUGUUGUUUUAUGUUUUUCACCAGUUGGUGAAAAAUUUCGUAAACGAGGUCUACAAUUUCCUGGUCUUGUUGCAAAUUGUACAAUUGAUUGGUUUCUUCGUUGGCCACGUGAUGCACUUGUUGCUGUUGCUGAUCAUUUUCUUUCAUCAUUUAAUAUUGUUUGUACGGAUGCAAUUAAAAAAGAACUUGUUCAAUGUAUGGGUUCUGUACAUGAUGGUGUAGCUGAAUAUUGUUUACAAUAUUUUCAAAAAUAUCGUCGAUCAACACAUGUUACACCGAAAUCAUAUCUUUCAUUUAUAAAUGGUUAUAAAGAAAUUUAUUCACAAAAAUUAAAUGAAAUUGAAUCUAUGGCUAAACGGAUGAAUGAUGGUCUUACACGUUUAGUUGAAGCUGAAAAAGCUGUAAUAGUUAUGAAAGAAGAAUUAACAAUUAAAGAAAAAGAAUUAGAUAUAGCUAAUAAAAAAGCUGAUGAAGUUUUAAAAGAAGUUGCAGUUAAAAAAGGUGCAGCUGAAGUUGUUAAACAACAAGUACAAAAAGUUAAAGAUACAGCACAAACAUUAGUCGAUGAAAUUAAUCGUGAUAAAAUCCAAGCUAAUGCUGAACUUGAAAAUGCUAAACCAGCAUUACUUGCCGCUGAAGAAGCUUUAUUAACAAUAACACCUGCUGAUAUUUCUGUUGUACGUAAACUUGGUCGUCCACCACGUCUUAUUCGUCAAAUUAUGGAUUGUGUUUUAAUACUUUUUGGACGUCCAUUAAGAAAUCCAUUAAAAAUCGAUCCUGAAUUACAAGGACCUGAACCAAGUUGGGAAAGUUCAUUAAAACUUAUGUCCGAUACAGGUUUUCUUCAAAAUCUUCAAGCAUUUCCACGUGAUCGUAUUAAUGAUGAACAAAUUGAAUUACUUCAAACAUAUUUUCGUGUACCUGAUUAUACAUUUGAAGGUGCUAAAGUAGCUGCUGGUGCUAUAGCUGGUUUAUUAACAUGGACACGUGCUAUGGCUGAUUUUUUUCAUGUUAAUAAACGUGUUUUACCAUUAAAAGGAAAUUUAGCUAUGCAAGAAGCUCGUUUAAUUAAAGCUAAUGAACAAUUACAAACAGCACAAGGAGAACUGGAUCGCCGUGAAGCUGAAGUAGCUGCAGCACAAGCUGAAUAUGAUGCUGCUAUGGCAACAAAACAACGUUUACAAGAUGAUCUUGAUCGAACAUUAAAACGAAUGACUGCAGCUAGAGAAUUAAUAUCUGGUUUAGCUGAUGAACAAGAACGAUGGACUGAACAAAGUAAACAAUUUAAAGCUCAAAUUGGACGACUGGUUGGUGAUGUACUUCUUUGUACUGGUUUUCUAUCAUAUCAAGGUCCAUUUAAUCAAGAUUUUCGUUUAUUAUUAGCAAAAGAUUGGCAAAAAUUAUUAACCGAACGAAAUAUUCCAUUUACACGAGGAUUAAAUGUAACGGAAUAUUUAACGGAUGUAACAAUAGUUGGUGAAUGGAGAUUACAAGGUUUACCAAAUGAUGAAUUAUCAAUACAAAAUGCUAUUAUUGUAACACGUGCUAAACGUUACCCAUUAUUAAUUGAUCCACAAGGACAAGGAAAAACUUGGAUUAAAAAUAAAGAAGCAUCAACUGAUUUACAAUCAACAAAUCUUUUAUCAAAACAUUUUCGACAACAUUUAGAAGAUGCAUUAUCACUUGGUCGGCCAUUAUUAAUUGAAGAUGUAGCUGAAGAACUUGAUCCAGCAUUAGAUAAUGUUUUAGAAAAAAAUUUUAUUCGUUCUGGUACAACACUUAAAGUUAAAGUUGGUGAUAAAGAAAUUGAUAUAUUAAAAGGUUUUAAUUUAUAUAUAACAACAAAAUUAGCUAAUCCAGCAUUUACACCAGAAAUAUCAGCUAAAACAUCUGUUAUUGAUUUUACUGUUACAAUGAAAGGUUUAGAAGAUCAAUUAUUAGGUUUAACUAUAUUAAAAGAAAAAGCUGAAUUAGAAAAUGAACGUGUUAAAAUGUUAGAAGAUAUACAAGCUAAUAAUAAACGUAUGAAAGAACUUGAAGAUAAUUUAUUAUUUAGAUUAAGUAAUUCAAAAGGUUCAUUAGUUGAUGAUGAUGAUCUAAUUCGAACAUUAAAAACAACAAAAAUAACAUCAACUGAUGUUAAACAAAAACUUCAAAUAGCAACUGAAACUAGUCAAAAAAUAAAUAUUGCUCGUGAAGAAUAUCGUCCAGUUGCAACACGUGGUUCAAUUAUUUAUUUUCUUAUUGUUGAAAUGUCACUUGUUAAUGUUAUGUAUCAAACAUCAUUAAAACAAUUUUUACAAUUAUUUGAUCAAGCACUUGAACGUUCACCACGAUCACCAGUUACAUCAAAACGUAUUACAAAUAUAAUGGAAUAUUUAACAUAUGAAAUGUAUAAAUAUGCUGUUCGUGGUUAUUAUGAAGAACAUAAAUUUAUGUUUACACUUUUAUUAGCAUUAAAAAUUGAUUUACAAUCAAGUCGACUUAAAUUUGAUGAAUUUCAAACAUUAAUUAAAGGUGGUGCAUCAAUUGACGCAAGCACAGCACCACCAAAACCACCCUAUAAAUGGUUACAAAAUGAAAUUUGGCUGAAUCUUGUUGAAUUAUCUAAACUUUAUCAAUUCGGUGAUAUUCUCAAUUCUCUUAAUCGUGCUGGUACAGCAUGGGAUACAUGGUUUAAGAAAGAUGAACCUGAACGUGCUGAAUUACCCGAUGGUUGGGAACCACAAUUAGAUAAAUUUCGUCGUCUUCUUCUAAUUCGUUCUUUAACACCUGCACGUUUUGUUAAAUCUGCUCUUGAUUAUAUAAAUGAUUCAUUAGGACCAAGAUAUGGUGAAGGUGUUGUAUUGGAUAUGGAAAAAAUGUGGGAUGAAUCUGAUAAAUGUUCACCAAUGAUAUGUUUUCUAUCUAUGGGUUCAGAUCCAACUGUACAAAUCGAAACAUUAGCAAAAAAGAAAUCAAUUGAUUGUAGUGCUAUAUCAAUGGGACAAGGGCAAGAAGUUCAUGCACGACGUUUAUUAGCACAAGCUUAUGCAAAUGGUACAUGGGUAUUAUUACAAAAUUGUCAUUUAUCAUUAGAUUUUUGUGAAGAAUUUUUAUUACAACUGACAGAAAAUACAGAUCGUAUUCAUCCAGAUUUUCGUCUUUGGAUAACAACUGAACCUCAUCUAAAAUUUCCUAUUGGUCUAUUACAAAUUUCAAUUAAAUAUACAGCUGAACCACCACAAGGUGUUAAAGCUGGUUUAAAACGUACAUUUGCUGGUUUAACACAAGAACAACAAUUAGAAUCAAAUACACAUGAAAAAUGGCGUCCAUUAUUAUAUGCUGUUGCAUUUUUACAUACAAUUGUACAAGAACGAAGAAAAUUUGGUCCACUUGGAUGGAAUAUACCAUAUGAAUUUAAUCAAUCAGAUUUUAAUGCAACUGUUCAAUUUAUUCAAAAUUAUCUUGAUGAUAUGGAUGCAGCUAAACAAAUGCAAUGGAAAACUAUUCAUUACAUGAUUUCAGAAGUACAAUAUGGAGGUCGUGUAACAGAUGAUUUUGAUAAACGUCUUUUAAAAACAUAUGUUAAAUGUUGGUUUCGUGAUGAAAUGUUUGAUCCUAAUUUUCAAUUUGAAGAAAAAACUUAUCGUAUACCAAAAAUGACACGUAUUGAAGAUGUUUUCGAUUAUAUUGAAACAAUACCAAAUUAUGAUAGUGGAAAAGUAUUUGGAUUAAGUCCAUUAGCUAAUGAUAGAUAUCAAGAAGAUACAACUAAAAAAGUUCUUGAUACUAUAUUAAGUAUUCAACCAAAAGAAGCUCGUGGUGGUGCAGGUGAAACACGUGAAGCUGUUAUAUAUCGUUUAGCUACUGAAACAUUAGAAAAAUUACCACCAGAUUAUAUUGCACAUGAAGUUAAAGAACGUCUUUCAAAACUUGAACCAAUGAAUAUAUUUCUUCGACAAGAAAUCGAUCGUUUUCAACGUGUACUUAAUGCUGUACGACGUACAUUAAUUGAUUUAAAAUUAGCUAUUGAUGGUACAAUUGUUAUGAAUGAAGAAUUACGUGAUGCAUUAGAUCGAAUGUAUGAUGGUAAAAUUCCAAAUAUUUGGUUAAAAUUAUCAUGGGAAUCAUCAACAUUAGGUGCUUGGUUUACAGAUUUAUAUGCACGAAAUGAACAAUAUCGUUCUUGGUUAAAACUUGAUAAAGAUACAAGACCAAUUGCUUUUUGGAUGACAGGAUUUUUUAAUCCACAAGGAUUUUUAACAGCUAUGCGACAAGAAGUAACAAGAGCUAAUCCAGGUUGGUCAUUAGAUAAUGUUGUUUUAACAAAUAAAGUUACACGAAUGGAUCGUGAAGCAUUAAAAGAAGCACCACGUGAAGGUCUUUAUAUAUAUGGUUUAUAUAUUGAAGGAGCUAAAAUAAAAAAUGGUGUUUUGGAUGAAUUAAAAGCAAAUGAAAAAGUUUUAACACAUCCAAUGCCUGUUAUACAUGUAUCAGCUGAAGCUGAUUUUGGUACAACUGCACCAGCAGUAAAACAAGAUCGUCGUCCAGUUUAUUAUGCACCUGUUUAUAAAAAACCACGUCGUACAGAUAGAAAUUAUGUGUGUACACUUAAAUUAGAAUGUCCACCAGGUGAUAAAGCUGGACCUGAUGUAUGGACAUUAAGAGGUGUUGCACUUCUUUGUGAUACGAAAUAA
Messenger RNA from Rotaria sordida, 14099 nucleotides. NCBI's taxonomy places the organism in Eukaryota, Metazoa, Rotifera, Eurotatoria, Philodinida, Philodinidae. The record is from the annotation of a GenBank genome assembly.